Molecule: messenger RNA, 5784 nt
Organism: Pomacea canaliculata
Lineage: Eukaryota; Metazoa; Mollusca; Gastropoda; Architaenioglossa; Ampullariidae
Product: serine/threonine-protein kinase Nek1-like
Biological process (GO): protein phosphorylation
Molecular function (GO): ATP binding; protein kinase activity
Source: RefSeq, a predicted model, not a curated record
ACCGGAAGAGGCUCAAAUAGUUUACAUUGGUCACUGAGCUUGGGUGCUACAAUAUUAAACCUUACAUCAUAUGGCCUUCUUUCAGUGUUGUUUAGACAGAUCAUCAGUACGCAAAAACUCUUUCUUUGUAGCAAAAGUGUCGAAGGCAGAAUAGACAACAUGAUAAUAUACAAGAAGCUGAAUCUGGAAGCAUUUUACUGCAAAUAUCAGCAAGACGUGAACUUUACUUCAUAGUUGGUAUUUGUAUUUUUGUUUUGGCUUUUUUUUUUUCGGCUUGAAUUCUUUCUUCGCCAUCUCACAGUUUUCACUGCGACGUGGAACGACUUCAGUUGGCCGACUCCACCAUGGAUAAAUAUCAAAGAUUGCGGAAGAUAGGCGAGGGAGCCUUUGGAAAAGCUGUUCUAGUGCGACACAAGGGGAACAACAGACAGUGUGUGGUGAAAGAAAUCAAUAUUGUCAGAAUGUCACCAAAAGAAAGAGAAGAGUCAAGGAAGGAGGUUGCAGUUCUAGCUCAGCUGAAACACCCCAACAUUGUAGCAUAUAUAGAGUCAUUUGAAGAGUCAGGAACACUCCAUAUUGUCAUGAACUACUGUGCUGGAGGGGACCUGUAUUCCAAAAUCAACAGUCAACGAGGUGUGUUGUUUGCAGAAGAACAGAUCUGGAACUGGUUUGUACAGAUCUGUUUGGCCAUGAAACACAUUCAUGAUCGAAAGAUACUGCAUAGAGAUAUAAAAUCUCAGAACAUAUUUCUGACAACAAGUGGAGCAGUCCAACUAGGAGACUUUGGAAUUGCAAAAGUGUUGAAUAACACUGUUGAGCUGGCCAGGACUUGUAUAGGCACACCAUACUACCUGUCUCCUGAAAUAGUUGAGAACAAGCCAUACAACAACAAAAGUGAUAUCUGGUCUCUUGGUUGUGUGCUGUAUGAACUGACAACACACAAGCAUGCUUUCGAAGCUGGAAACAUGAAGAAUUUGGUGCUGAAAAUUAUCAGAGGGUCUUAUCCUCCAAUUCCUCCUCAGUACAGUUAUGACUUGCGAGGACUUAUUGCACAGCUCUUGAAACGUGCUCCAAGGGACCGACCAUCCAUUAACUCUAUAUUACAGAAAAACAUUAUCAUGCAGCGAGUAAGAAGCCUUCUUUCAGCAGAGCAAAUUGCUGAUGAGUUCAGUCACACUGUCAUGCAUGGGGCAAAAGUUGCCAAGGCCUUACCACCUGGACCUCGUCCGUCCUCAGCACCUAAGAAAGAAGCCAUACAAGGCCUGCCUCAGCAGGGCGGAAGUAUAAUCCCUGCUGCUGUUUAUGGGAGACCUCUGAGUGCCAGAAAGAGUCAGGGGAGGUCAUCUGGAGACCUCAAGAAGAAGGCAGGGGCAGGAGAUGUGGGCAAUAGGCCCCUGCCUGUACCUGGUCAAAUGGAGUGGGAACAGAAAAAGAAAGAAAUGUUGGAUAAAGAGCAGAAGCGCAGAGAAGAUUUGAAAAAACAGCAGCAAGAGGAAGCUGCACAGCGGCACAAAAAUCUUCUGGAGAAACAAAAGAUGGACCGUAUUAAUAAGAGCAAGGAAGAAGGGUGGAAGAGCCUUGUGGACUCUCUUGAGGACAAUAAAGAGUCACCACAGAGUCCACAGGCAGGUGGUGAUGCUCGUCCACUUCCUAUUCCUAAACAACUAGAGCCUGUUCAUCCCAACUUCCUUGAGAAUCGAAAACCAAGACAAGCUGGCAACUAUGAAGAAUACAUUAUGUACCUUGACAAAUUAAAGAACCAAAGGAUUGAGCGAGAAAAGGCAUUGGACCAGAGAGCUGCAGAGUAUAUGCAGGCACCAAAGUUACCUGCCCAGCAGAACAACAUUGGUAAUGGUAAUGGCAACAACCUCCCAUCACCUGCUGUUUAUGCUGUACAACAGGCUAACUACAGCAGGCAAAAGGCAGCAGAAGCAGCGGAAAGAGCCAGAGUUACUGAGGAUUAAAUGAGGCGACGUGAGGCUGCCAUGAACAAGGCUCGUGGACACGCUGAAUUGUAUGGAUACCGGCCUCCCUCAGGCGCAGGGAAAGCAUCACCAUCACCCAGGCCAGGGCAAGCCAGACCAGCCCUUCAAUUAGGCCGUAAUAAAGAAGAACAGGAGUAUCUUCAGAACCUUCGACAGAUUCGUGAGCAAAACAUGCAUGAACGUAGAGCCAUCAAACACAAGCUGACAGCAGAUGACAACAUUGGUGAGAAAAAGGAAAUAGAAGCAGAACAGAGAAGGAAGAAAGUUGAAGCUUUAAGGCAACAAGCAGAUGACUGGGCCAAGAAAAAGAAGGACUAUCUAGAACAAGAGAGGCAAAAGCUUCUGAAUAAACAGUUUGUUGCAGGAGAUCAGGCAAAAAGACCACCCAUGACUCCCUCUAACAGGCCUGGCUCUGCCAGAUCUAUGCAGCCAGCGCCUCCUGUUCCUAUAACUGGUGUACUACAAGUCAUUGGUGUCAGAGCUGAUUCAGCAGUGCCACCUGCAGGGAAAGGGCAGAUGCCACCACAACCUGAAGAGCCUCAGGUGAGCUCUGUACAGCAGAAGAAGAUUGAAAUCCUGAAGAAACUGAAUGAGCAAAGCCCUGCAAGGGGCAAAUGGGGAGCAGGGGGUGCUGAUGUCCCUCUUGCUGCAGCAGAGGGUGUGGAGAUGCGAGGCAAGUGGGGAAAGGAGGUCGUUAGUCCACUGGCAGUGACACAGGCAGACAGCCCAGCACCAGAAUCCUCCAGGCCACAGUGGGACAAAGAAGAGAAACUUCGGUUGAGUGCUAUUCCUUUAGAACAAACGUCAUCACAAAUGGAAGCAACAAGUGCAAGAGACCAAGUCAUCAGAAACCCUAAAAAUGUAGGAGACAACCCAUGCUUGCCGCGCAAUCAGUGGGGACGACCAGGAAGCACUGUUGUAAAGGCCCUCAACAAACUUCCUGUCUGUGAAGGAACAAUGACCCUUGACAGUGAUGGUAGUCAGGAAGGAGCAGGAAAUAGUGCCUCACCUGGAAACACCCCUCCUGCUAUUGGUUCCACAGUCACCCUGUCUAAAGGUCCUACACCUAGCCCAGUUCCAACCCCUGUCCCGUCAGUGAGGCCCCCUAUCAGGAGUGGAACUAUUACCAUUAAAGCAGCUGAUGCAGCAACAGUUUCAACCACAGCAAGCUCAGUGGAGGUGGAGAAGUUAGGAAAAGUUAGAGGCAAAGGUGGGCCAACCUCAGCAGAUGUUGUUGUCAAGGCUACUGUUGCCAUCCUACCUAUAGCCACUGACAUCUCUGCACAAAACGAUUCAGAGUUGCCUGUUGGGGAAGUUGAACUUCCUGGAUCAAACCGGUUUGUGCAAUCAGAAGGACCAGAUUCUAAUCUGUUAGAGGCCACAGAAGAUGCAAAAAGUAACAGGUUACAGACAUUAUUAGAAGUAACAGAAAUUUGCUCAGAAACUGAACAGUUUACUAGUGAAGACACCAAUACUGUUUCCAGUGAUAAGACUGUCCAAGAUAAAGAGAAUUUACCCCAGGAACAGGUUAACUUGGAAGAUGAAGAUAAAAGCACAGAUUCAGUAAAACCUCAGUCACCCACGACACCUGCUGUAAACAAAAAGCCAAAGAUACCACAGAAACCACGUCCUCUGCCAAAGCCAAACCUGCCGCUUAAGCCUGACAAAUCCUUCAUCUCUUCAGAACAAGGUUCAGAGAAACCAGCGAGUGUAGAUGUAGGAGACAAGACUGCCAAGCUUGAACAACAAAAAACAGCUGACCAUGAGAAAAAACUGCUACUAAAUAUGGAGGAGAGAUCUCAUUCAGUGCAGAAAGGUUUGACAACAGGAAACUAUGACUUAAAAGAUAUUCAGAUGCUGCGCACGUGUUCUGAACCUGACCUUACGCGGCUGUUCCGUACAACCAUCAGGUGUGUGCAGGCAACCCUUCGACGUCACCAGAGUCUUGACAUGGAGGAGAAGGAAGAAGCUCAGUCAGAUGACAGUGGGCAAGAGAAUGAAGAGGAUGACAAAUGUGAUGUGACAGAGAAUGUCUCAGCUGUAGAAAAGGACAAAGAAUUAUUAGAGAAUAAAGAUAACAAUGAUGAAGACACCAGUGAGUUUAUUGAUGAUGAUGAAGAAGAAUUGAUGAACUUGCGAGAAACCAUGCAAAGCUUUCUUAUUGAUGAUGAUGAUCCAGGUACUCCUCCCGUUGGAAAAAUCAAAUUUAGUCUCUCAGCAAGCGGAGGGUCGUCCAAGGAUGACAAAAGUGGAGGGAGAGAAGCAGUGGCGAGCGGGAAGAAAGAGAGCAGAGAUGGCGGGGUGGGGCAGCCGAAACCCUCCCAGGGCAGCCCCGUCAGGAGCAAGAGCGAGUCCCUGCUGGUACACGGCCCGCAGAGUGGCGAUGGCGGCGACAACGAGGAAGUGGGAGAGCCAGAGGAGGAGGUGCCCGAUUACAACGUAGAGGAGAUCUUCGGCAUUGAUGACAGUGAUGAGGAAACUGUUUUUGGAGACGAGGACGGCGACAGCGAUUUCGAUCUGUACAGCCGUCUGGAGCAUCAGCGGGCGGAGCUGGAAAGAGAACUCGGCUUUGAGAAAUUCAUCCAGGUUUACAAGACCGUGCAGGCUCUGCAGGAGGACGAGGAUGAGAACAUGGAGGAAGGGGCGCGGAUAGCCAUCGGCAUGCUGGGUCCGGACAAGCAGAACCUGUACCCGCGGAUCUUCCAGCUCGUCAUGGCCGACACGGCCUUCACUGAAGAUAACGUGUGACAGUCUCCUACAUGAGUGUGAAGCAGAAGGAGAGAAUCUUAAUGGAGAGGCUGAUAGAAGUUUAGAUGUCUAAACUCUUAUUUCAACAUUUAUUGUCGUUCAUGUUUUGUGCCGUUAUAGAUUAUGGAGUCGUUUUUUUUUCACAUGUAACAACUCUCGCAGAAUCACUUAUCCCAAUUCAGGUUUUUGAUCUUGUUCAUAAAAUAGCUUUUUCGUAUCUGAUUGAGUCUUUGUCUUAAAUGUAAAUUUUCCCAGCACAGUUUACCUCUGCAUCGUUUUCGGAGUUUAUCAAAUUGCGUGCCGUCGAAGAAACUGCUUUCAGAAUCACUAUAUUAACACUGGAAAGUCUGGUGUUUAGGACUUAAUCAAGAAAGCGUAUCCAAGUCUGAGUUCCAUUUUUUUUAUUUUUGUGGUUUUUGAUUAAGACUGUGCUACGGGAGAGAGAGGUGCAAGUGGAUGCUGGUGUUGCCCUAAUAGUUGGUGUACAGUGCAUGUCAGGGAAGGACGCAUUCUUCCUUAGUUCCAUGUAGUUGUAAGAUAUUUUUAAAAAUUUUGUACUAUUGAUUAUUUUUCAUAGUACUCGCGGGAAUCAUUUUUCAGGAACAUAGAAAUCUUGUCGGAAACAAGCGGAGAGGAGUGAGAUCUCGUAGGCAGUGUCGUAAGUUUUCUUGCCUGAUUUUGACCGGUCGCUGCUUAUAUUGUAGGUAUUUAAGUGUCGCCGCGUCAGUAAAACUCGUAUUCCCCUGACACAUCGUGUCAGCUUGUGUCUUCUAGUCAGGGUGCUGAUGACAGACAUCCGAAGCAAGUCCUAAAGAUAUCACUUUUGAGUUAUGUGCGUCCGUCCGUUUACAUUUGCUUUACAGGGUGCUUCGAGUAGUUACGUGUCACGUGAGUGGCUAGCACGAGCUGUGCAGUCUGUCAUCCGACCAUGUGAAAAAAGAGGGCUGUAUCAUUGACCCCACCGUAAGUUGCGGUUUUUAUGAUGUGGUUAGAGAUGAAGACUUUUCCAAACUGAUUCGUGUCGACUGCUGAGUUUUUCGUGCAUUUUUUU